AUGCCGCUCCGGGGAAAAGCUGGGCUGAUAGUCUUCCUGGGCGCCCUGCUCCUCUCUUCCGGGCUGGCCUGCGGGCCGGGCAGGGGGUUUGGCAAGAGGCGGCACCCGAAGAAGCUGACCCCGCUGGCCUACAAGCAGUUCAUUCCCAACGUGGCAGAGAAGACCCUGGGCGCCAGCGGGAGGUACGAGGGCAAGAUCAGCAGGACCUCGGAGCGCUUCAAGGAGCUGACCCCGAACUACAACCCGGACAUUAUUUUCAAGGAUGAGGAGAACACGGGAGCCGACAGGCUGAUGACACAGCGCUGCAAGGACAAACUCAACGCACUGGCGAUCUCCGUGAUGAACCAGUGGCCCGGCGUGAAGCUGCGUGUCACCGAAGGCUGGGACGAGGACGGCCACCACUCCGAGGAGUCGCUGCACUAUGAGGGCCGUGCCGUGGACAUCACCACCUCGGAUCGGGACCGCAGCAAAUACGGCAUGCUGGCUCGCUUGGCCGUGGAGGCCGGCUUCGACUGGGUCUACUACGAGUCCAAGGCACACAUCCACUGCUCGGUCAAAGCCGAGAAUUCUGUGGCUGCCAAGUCGGGCGGCUGCUUCCCAGGAUCAGCCCAGGUGAAUCUGGAGCAAGGAGGCACCAAGCUGGUGAAGGACCUCAGCCCUGGCGACCGGGUGCUGGCCGCGGACGUGCAGGGGCGGCUGCUGUACAGCGAGUUCCUCGCCUUCCUGGACCAGGAGGAGCCCCCCAUGCACAAGCUCUUCUACGUGAUUGAGACCCAGUGGCCUCGGACACGCCUCCUGCUCACGGCGGCCCACCUGCUCUUUGUGGCCCCGCCGCAGAACCAUUCCCAGCCCCGGCCCAUCUUCGCCAGCCGCGUGCAGCCGGGGCAGCGCGUCUACGUGCUGGGCCAGGGGGAGCAGGCGCUGCUGCAGGCCGCGGUGGUCCAGCGGGUGUCGCUGCAGGAAGACGCCUCGGGGGCGUACGCCCCGCUCACGGCGCAGGGCACGAUCCUCAUCAAUCAGGUGCUGGCCUCGUGCUACGCCGUCAUCGAGGAGCACAGCUGGGCCCACUGGGCAUUCGCCCCCUUCCGCGUCGCGCACGCCCUCCUGGCGACGCUGCACCCCAGCGGCCUCUCCUCGCCGGUCCUCUUCGCAGCUGCUGCAGCAGACGACGCGCCAGCGGGAGUCCACUGGUACUCCCGCCUCCUCUACCGCAUCGGCCGCUGGGUGUUGGAUUCUGAGAUGAUGCACCCGCUGGGCAUGGCCAGCUGA
Messenger RNA from Varanus komodoensis (Komodo dragon), 1269 nucleotides. RefSeq names its product sonic hedgehog signaling molecule (gene SHH). Gene Ontology annotation, biological process: cell-cell signaling; cell fate specification; regulation of gene expression. NCBI's taxonomy places the organism in Eukaryota, Metazoa, Chordata, Lepidosauria, Squamata, Varanidae. Gene Ontology annotation, molecular function: calcium ion binding; patched binding. The transcript has 3 exons. The coding region runs from base 1 to 1269 and encodes 422 amino acids. The record is from RefSeq and is a predicted model, not a curated record.